AUGGCUGUUAUUGAACAAGUUGGAUUGAUGAAGACUGUGACUGGACUUGGUAAGUGCUAUAUUGAACUGGUAAGGGAAUUCAUUGUGAACAUUCCCUCUGAUUGUGAUAAUGAGGAUAAUGCUGAGUAUAGGAAGGUAAGCCCUGAUGCUGUGACUGAGGAGAAGCCUGACUUGGUUAGGGUUGCUAACACCCUUAUUGGGAAUUUGGUCAAGAAGUGGCCCAAGAAAGGGUCGUUACCCUCUGGAAAGCUGACUGCUAAGUAUGUUGUGCUCUACAAAAUAGGCACUGCAAACUGGAUGGCUACUCAACAUCUCUCUGGAACUCUCAAGUAUGUUGGUUCUUUUGCUGUGAAGUUUCAUAUUCUGUUUCAUUGUCUUCUCUAUGGACUUAUUUUGCAACAACAUCCCACCAUUCUGAGGGCUGAUUAUCGUCUGUUUGCUGGACCACAUGUUCCAGACAUUGUGUUGUCUGCUGCUAGAGGAUCUACCAGUGCCAGUGGUACUAAGGCACCUGGAUCAAGCAAGGAAGACGUUGUGGCUGAAUUGCAGGAAAUUUCCAAGACUCUACAAGAGACUAUCCAGUCCUGCAAUUUGAGGAAACUUAAUGUUGAUCAAUUGAUCAAAGCACUGACUGAGGUUUCUGCUAUUGCAGAGGAAGAAGUGGUUGAAGAGGAAACUGAGAAUGCUGAGGAUUAA
Lotus japonicus is the source of this 696-nucleotide messenger RNA. RefSeq lists its product as uncharacterized. NCBI's taxonomy places the organism in Eukaryota, Viridiplantae, Streptophyta, Magnoliopsida, Fabales, Fabaceae. The record is from RefSeq and is a predicted model, not a curated record. The transcript has 3 exons. Bases 1 to 696 code for a protein of 231 amino acids.